UACCGCCCCAUAUACCGUAAAAUGCGACGUCGUAAAGAAUAAACUCCCGCUCCAAGAUGGCGGCGGUGCCAGACGAGGCCAGUACCUCGGUGAAGACGGAGCCGGAGCUCCCGGAGGAAGUGAAGAGCGAGAACGCGGGGAGCGUGAAAAAUGAGGAGCCGGUGCUCGGGAACGGCAAUGGGGUCUCUCCCAAGCCCCCGAGUCCCCAGGUGGCCCCCGCCGCGGUCACGUCCCAAGCGUCCAGCUGCUCGGAGAUGCCGGACCGCCAGACGCUGCUCGCCGUGCUGCAGUUCCUGAGAAAGAGCAAUCUGCGGGAGUCCGCGGAUAUUCUGCGCCGGGAGACUGGCCUGCUGAGCGCGGAGGACGCCCUGAGCCCCGAGCCAUCCGGGGAAGCUGACGGCGCUGAGCAGCAGACCCUUCUGAGCCGAGUGAGUGCCGGCAACUCCGGGGGCUCAGCGGCGGCAGGAGGCGCCACAUCCAACAGCGGCUGCAACGCGGGGAUCCCGGUGAGAGCACCAUUGAGUAGUGGCCCACAGGACCAGCCGGAUGUCAGCGCUGUUCUGUCUGCUUACACCCAGCAAGGAGAUCCAACUCUCUACCAGGACUACUACAGUGGCCUCAAGCGAUUUAUCGAGUCUGUGCUGGAUUGUCAUCGUGCUGAGCUAUCCCAACUGUUCUACCCACUGUUUGUACACAUGUACCUGGAGCUGGUCUACAAUCAGCAUGAGAACGAAGCCAAAUCUUUCUUUGAUAAAUUUCACGGAGACCAGGAAUGUUAUUAUGAAGAUGAUCUCCGUGUCUUAGCCAGCCUCACAAAGAAAGAGCACAUGAAAGGAAAUGAGACCAUGCUGGACUUUCGGACCAGCAAGUUUGUACUGAGAAUAUCCCGUGACUCUUACCAGCUGCUGAAACGCCAUCUGCAGGAAAGGCAGAACAAUCAGAUCUGGAGCAUAGUACAGGAACACUUGUAUAUUGACAUAUUUGAUGGAAUGCCACGCAGCAAGCAACAGAUCGAUGCCAUGGUGGGCAGCCUGUCAGGGGAAGCCAAGCGAGAAGCCAAUAAAGUCAAGGUGUUCUUUGGUCUUCUAAAAGAGCCAGAGAUUGAGGUACCUUUAGAUGAUGAGGAUGAGGAAGGGGAAAAUGAGGAAGGCAAGCCAAAGAAAAAGAAACCAAAAAAGGAUAGUAUUGGAUCGAAAAGCAAGAAACAAGACCCCAAUGCGCCACCGCAAAAUAGGAUUCCUCUCCCAGAGCUGAAAGAUUCUGAUAAACUUGAUAAAAUUAUGAUUAUGAAGGAAGCUGCCAAACGGGUCCGCCUUGGUUCUGAUAUAUUGCCAUCAAUUUGUUUCUACACAUUCCUUAAUGCUUAUCAGGGCCUGACUGCUGUAGACGUCACUGAUGAUUCCAGCAUGAUCGGAGGAGGCUUUGCGGAUUCUACUGUGCGCGUGUGGAGCCUGACACCUAAAAAACUGCGCAGUGUUAAAAGCACAUCUGAUCUCAAUUUGAUUGACAAGGAAUCUGAUGAUGUCCUUGAACGAAUCAUGGAUGAGAGAACUGCCAGCGAGAUGAAGGUUUUAUAUGGACACAGUGGUCCUGUAUAUGCAACCAGCUUCAGUCCGGACAGGAACUACUUGCUGUCCUGCUCAGAAGAUGGCACUAUCCGCCUGUGGAGCCUUCAAACUUUCACAUGCUUAGUGGCAUACAAAGGGCACAACUACCCAGUCUGGGACGCACAGUUCUCUCCGUAUGGUUAUUACUUUGUCUCUGGUGGACACGACAGAGUUGCUCGCUUAUGGGCUACGGACCAUUAUCAGCCUUUACGUAUAUUUGCUGGCCAUCUCGCUGAUGUUAUAAGUACUCGUUUCCACCCAAACUCUAACUACAUAGCCACAGCCUCAACGGACAGAACAGUCAGAUUAUGGGAUGUCCUAAAUGGAAACUGCGUGCGGAUCUUCACGGGACACAAGGGACCAAUUCACUCAAUGACAUUUACUCCCAAUGGAAAGUUCCUUGCCAGUGGAGGCACAGAUGGCAGAGUCUUGCUUUGGGACAUUGGUCAUGGUUUGAUGGUUGGCGAGUUAAAGGGUCACACAAAUACAAUCUAUGCACUUAAAUUUAGCCGUGAUGGAGAGAUUUUAGCAUCAGGCUCUAUGGAUAAUACUGUUUGUUUAUGGGAUGCAAUAAAGGCUUUUGAAGACUUAGAAACAGAUGACUUUACAAGUGCUACAGGGCAUAUAAAUUUACAUGAACACUCCCAAGAGAUGCUGCUAGGUACUUAUUUGACUAAAUCUACCCCUGUAGUCCAUCUUCAUUUCACACGAAGAAACCUACUUCUGGCUGCUGGCGCUUAUAGCCCCCAGUGAACUGAUGCACUUUAUAUUUAAUGCAAAAAUAUCAUCUUCCGUCGUUUAACCUGCAAAUGUCCAACAAAGGGCAAAGGACUUGUUAUGCAACGAAGUUACCAAAUGGGAUACAGAUGUCAAUUUUCUUUGUAGCAAGAGUCUCUUGCGUUCUCUGCACUGCCUUGUUUGUCCCAGACUGCCUUCACUUGUAAAGUAACAGGGAUCAAACACAACUGCGGAACUGGUGCUGUGAUCAUUUGACAGUUAUAGUUUGAGCACUGAGUGCUUGUGUUUAUAUAACGCUUUAUUUGAUGACUAAUUCAGCAUUUGUCCAUCAGAUUUCAGAAGAUAUGUGUGAUGUACUACACUGCAGCAGUGUUAAGUAUUUGCCUACAUGGAAAUAAACAGCAUCAUUGUAGAAAUCAAUGACUAAUGCUAAAGACACUGUGCACGACCCAGUUUUCUUGAAAACCCAGAUGAAAGAAUUCUCCUUUUCCAUCCUUCGUCUCUUGAGGAGUAGUCACUUUAUCAAAAUUGAUAUUUCUGCAUUUGUCCUUGCCCCUAAACUUGUGGUUCAAAAUCCCAAAUAUAAAUGCUGUACUAUAAAGUAUAUAGACUUUUUGGCCAGUUGUCACGUGAAUUUAAACGCUCAGGUAUUUUUUUUUUUCUCUUUGUAUGUAACCUCCAGUCAUUUUAAUCUCAAAAACCACUUAACUAUUCCAAUACAUUGGUGUGACAUGGAGUCAUUUAAGUUACAUACCUUCUUCUCACUUUAAGUUAUUUGGGAGACAGUGUUCUAAUUUACAUAUGAACCUUUUAUUGUACUGAAGUUCCCAACCAAGUAUGGGUCUACAUAAAUAUCCCCAUAACACAUUGAAAUGUUACUACCUCUAACUGGAAUAAGCCUAGGCUGAUUCAGAUGGAUGCUAGAGCAAUAGACAGACGCAGCAGAAAACCUACUUGUGACAUUUAUUUCAUCAUAUACCUCUAACAGAAUGUGCUGACGUGUAACAUGAACAGCUGGGCAGGAUGUACAGUAGCUGCCACUUUUUGUACAGUUUUUUUUAAACUUGAUAUUUUGUAAAUAAAAGAAAACAAGUAUAA
Messenger RNA from Pseudophryne corroboree (corroboree frog), 3443 nucleotides. RefSeq names its product TATA-box binding protein associated factor 5 (gene TAF5). Lineage: Eukaryota; Metazoa; Chordata; Amphibia; Anura; Myobatrachidae. Gene Ontology annotation, cellular component: transcription factor TFIID complex. The record is from RefSeq and is a predicted model, not a curated record. Gene Ontology annotation, biological process: transcription initiation at RNA polymerase II promoter. The transcript is spliced from 11 exons. Gene Ontology annotation, molecular function: protein binding; RNA polymerase II general transcription initiation factor activity. Bases 57 to 2360 code for a protein of 767 amino acids.